Messenger RNA from Perca fluviatilis (European perch), 2076 nucleotides. RefSeq names its product E3 ubiquitin-protein ligase TRIM39-like. NCBI's taxonomy places the organism in Eukaryota, Metazoa, Chordata, Actinopteri, Perciformes, Percidae. Gene Ontology annotation, molecular function: protein binding; zinc ion binding. The transcript has 3 exons. Bases 193 to 1584 code for a protein of 463 amino acids. The record is from RefSeq and is a predicted model, not a curated record.
GGAAACAGUUUGUUUUUUCGUCCUCACUGCAGAGAGAUACAUAGACUGAAAAACACGAUCAGAUUCACUUUCAGAUCAAACUAACAACUUCCUCUGAGUGAGUUCAGCUACAGGAGAGAAAAGUGGAAAACUACAACACUGCUGCUUCAACCUGCUGACACUCCACACACUGACGCUUCACUCAGAGAUAAAAUGGCUUCUAGAUCAGAUGAGGAUUUCUACUGUCCAGUUUGUCACAAUGUCUUUAGAAAUCCUGUUGUUCUGUCAUGUAGCCACAGCUUCUGUAAAGACUGUCUGCAGAGCUGGUGGACAGAGAAACCAACACAGGAGUGUCCAAUUUGUAAGAAAAGAUCUUUGUAUGAACCACCUUGUAACCUGGUGUUGAAGAACCUGUGUGAGGCCUUCUUACUGGAGAGAGAUCAGAGAGCUUCAGAGGCUCUCUGCAGUCUGCACUCUGAGAAACUCAAACUCUUCUGUCUGGACCAUCAGCAGCCAGUGUGUGUCGUCUGUCUGCAUUCAGAAACACACUCCAACCACAGAAUCAGACCCAUCGAUGAAGCUGCACGACAACACAGGAAGGAACUUCAGGAAACUCUGGAGCCCUUAAAGGAGAAGUUAAAGGUUUUUGAACAAGUUAAAGUGAAGUUUGAUCAGACAGCAAAACACAUGAAGGUCCAGGCGCGACGCACAGAGAUGCAGAUUAAUGAGCAGUUUAAGAAGCUUCACCAGUUUCUAGAAGAGGAAGAGGAGGCCAGGAUGGCUGCACUGUGGGAGGAAGAGGAGCAGAAGAGUCAGAGGAUGAAGAAGAAGAUGAAGGCUCUGAGCAGAGAGAUAGCAGCUCUUUCAGACACAGUCAGAGCCACAGAGGAGCAGCUGAGAGCUGAAGACGUCUCAUUCCUGAUCAACUACAAGGCUGCAGUGGAAAGAGUCCAGCAGCGCCCCCUGCUGGAUGAUCCACAGCUGCUCUCAGGAGCUCUGAUAGACGAGGCCAAACACCUGGGCAACCUGAGCUUCAACAUCUGGAACAAGAUGAAGGACAUGGUCUCCUACACUCCUGUGAUUCUGGAUCCAAACACUGCUCAUCCAAAACUCAUCCUGUCUGAAGAUCUGACCAGUGUGAGAGGAGGAGAGGAACAGCAGCUUCCUGAUAAUCCAGAGAGGUUUGAUAAAUACCCCUCUGUCCUGGGCUCUGAGGGCUUUAACUCAGGGACUCACAGCUGGGAUGUCGAGGUUGGAGACAGGACACACUGGUUUCUGGGAGUGUUAGCAGAGUCUGUCCGGAGGAAAGGAUUCAUACUGUCUGGAUUAUUGAGAAUAGGGUUGUAUCAAGGUAAAUACUCAGCACGGUCAGCACCAGCUCCAGACACUGAUCUCAUACUGCAGAAGAAGCUCCAGAGGAUGAGAGUGAUUCUGGACUGGAACAGAGGAAAGCUGUCGUUCUCUGAUGCUGAUACUGACACACACAUACACACCUUCACACACACUUUCUCUGAGAAGAUGUUUCCAUACAUUAAAACUUGGUAUAAAGUCCCACUGAAGAUAUCACCAGUGAAGGUGUGUGUGACAGUGGAGCAGAGCAGUUAGAGAUAAAGAGGAUGAUUAUAUUCAUGAUGAUGUUUAUUUCUUAAAGGGAAUGUUCGCUGAAUUUCACCUCUUACUGUAAUUUGCACCUGUCAUCCUAAUGUCUCAUUAUUACAAAGAUAUGUUUCAUUUUCUUUUCAUUUGUUGUUUAGUUUGACAGUCUGCUUUUUGUUUAGUUGACCUUUUUAAAGAUUACAAUAAUCUAGCUGACACCUUUAUCCAUGCGAUUUACAAUACAAACCCAAAAAUUGCAGAAUUCUGCAAAAACAAUAUCUGCAUCAAAUAUGUUGAACUCCUGGGGGCCUGGGUGAACUAGUGGUAGAGCACACGCCCAUAUAUAGAGGCUCUGUCCUCGACACAGAGGCUGCAGGUUCAAUUCCGACCUGUGGCACUUUUCCUGCAUGUCAUUCCCCCUCUCUCCCCUCUCAUGUCCAAGCUGUCACAAAAAUAAAGACCUAAAUGUCAAAACAAUAAAAUAUGUUGAAGUGCUGCAGU